UUUAAUUGUUGUCGUUUAUGGUUUCUUUCGAUCGUGUUCUUGUCAGUAUUCUUCCUGUGUGAAGGUGUUCAACCCUCCUCGCGCGCGACUCUUUUUGGCUGUCUUCCCGCGUUUUUGUUUGUGUUCAUUUGUCCUGUUUGAUGGUGGUGAGCCAGACUCUGGAGAUUAGGGUUUUCCGCUGUAUUGUGUUCCUAAAUACGACCCAACAUUUACGCACGGCCUUGAUUGCGCCUACCGUUUGUGUCCAGUGUUUUUCUCUCAGACAAAGCAGUACUUUCCCCUGGUCUAGAACAUCAGAGAUUUCCUCCAGAACAUGGUCGCCGAAGACGAUUAUGGAUGAAGACGAAUGUAACUUUUGGGCUAGGCUAAUUUUUGACUGCUCGUGGCCCUCGCAGGACAACAGCCAGGCUGCAGGACACCACGGGAGAAAUGAAGGUGUAUGUCUGUAUUUACCAAAGCACUUUCUACAUGGGUGUCUCUUGCCUUCUGUGUGUAUUGUAGUGCUGUUGUCAUUUGUAGAGCGCAGGAGGAAGAUUUACCGUUUCGAGGAGCGUUUCCCAUACCUCCGUGGCCGGUUUGGGGUUGUCGUGCCCUUGGACUUCACUGGUACACAGAGAAACCGAUGGUCAUACGCAUUUGCCUUCGGAGCUGCAGCGGACACGAUGGUCCAUCUGUUGACUGGAUUAAUUCUUCCAUUUUCAGCCCCCAAAUGGAUUAUAACUUUUGUGUACUUGCUGGCUGCACUGGAGGUGGGCGUGGCUUAUCUGCCCUUCUUCGCCUGUCUGUCAACACCACACAGAUGUCUGGGAGGAGUUUUGGGUCUGAUCUACACACUCAUGUGGUUGACAGUGAAAGCCUUUUAUUACAUCAGCUGUUGGGACACACUUAGCACCCAAUAUGAGAGCUUUGGGUUUUCCACGCAUUACGAGUGGGUAUACGCAUGGCCAAGCAUCCUGUGUUUGGGUCUCCUCAUUGGCCAGUUUGGAUUCAUGAUAGUGAAGAACUGCCAACAGAAACUCAACAAUCAGUGGGAGAAGGAGAUACUUGUUCAGUCUCAUCAGUUCCAGUAUGUACAAACACUACUGAGACGAUCUGAAGGGUUGAUGAAGAAGAGCUGGUUCAGGAGGAAAGUGUAUGACUGGGAUCCUUAUUUCAAAUUUCCCAACAGGAUGAUCGGCACGGCCGUCAUCUCCCUCAUCGGACUCUACUUGUUUAUUUUAACCGAGCAGAUUCUGUCCUCUAAAGGGAUCUUCUGGGUCUCCCGCAGUGCAUCUGGCAAACACCUGAAUUAUUUUGCAAAUACCUGGUACGUCACCACGUCUCUGGCCGCAUUGUCGUCCGUGGCUCAUAUCAGCCAUGUGCUGGUGUGUUACAGGAAGCACAUCAAGAGGCUGUGGGCUGGAAACAGGAGCUUCUUGCCGGAAAAGUACCGCACGCUGAACUCUGCUGUUAGCAUGGCUGCUCUUGCAAGGUACCCUGGCUGUCAGAUUGCCUUCGUGCUGUGGGGUUAUCUGAUUGUGCACUUUGUGCUGUUUAUUUUUGGGAUGGUGUUGGUUUAUCUGGUUAUUUGGAAAAUCGAAUUAAAUGGAUUUCUGCAAUGGCUGAAAGACCUGGUCAUUUUUCUGUCGAAUUUCAUCAUCAUGAUGGGGCUGUUGAUGAUGCAGGUCCUGCUGGUUCGAUUUUUCUUCCUGCAGGACAAACUGUCACCUGAGGACCAGCAGAAGCCCCUGGCUCUCAACAACAGGAAAGCUUUCCACAACUUUAAUUACUUCUUCUUCUUCUACAACGUGAUCUUGGGUGUGGGGAGUUGCGUCUUACGACUGUUCGCCAACAGCUUCGUGGGUUUGCUGUUGGUGUCACGCAUCGACAGGACCAUCAUGCCACGUGGCUACGAGCUCAUGGACAAGGGCUACCAUACAUGGAUAGGGAUGAUAAUGGCAGAUCAUUACCACAGCAACCCUAUUACGGUUUGUUUCUGCCACCUGUUGCUCAUGCGGACUUUGGAGAGAGAGAGAGAAUCUGAUCUUUGGCCCUGCUUUAACAGUACCUCAGGCAGUCCAGUAGUGGGCAGAGCGCGCGCUCGCUGGCUUCUCGUCUACACUCUGCUGAGGAACCCCAAACUCGUCCUACUGAGGAACAGACAAAAAUGCAACCAUGACAACCAGGAAGAGUUGUUGCAGUAGAUUGGGAAAGGGUGGGAUCAUCUGCACUUUAUGAAAAUGAAUCUUUCAAACCCAGUGCAGUCACCCAAUCAAAGAACAGAUCGUGUUUGAAAGAACAAAGUUUUCUACAAGUGUAUGUAUGAAACAUUAGUGUGUGUAUGAAACAGUAGUGUGUGUAUGAAAUAUUUGUGUAUGUAUGAAACAUUACUUCCACUAAUGUCAGUGUGGAAGAAACACUUACAUUAGCUAGGUUUCUUAGAUCUAGUUUCCCCCUCUUUUACAAUUCCUUUUUUAUCCUUUGUAAUGAUAUAUAGAAACAGACACAUUCUGCAUGGAGGACAUUUUCAGAAAUUGUUCGUGUCCAAUGCGCUGAAAGUCAUCUGAAUAAAAUUUUAUUAAUAAAAUGUUUACAGGCCUAUCGAUUAAAAUCACAAUGUCCUCUCUCAUUAAAAUAUCCAUUAUGCUAUAAGGAUAGCGAUUCAAUAUUUCUGUAUUUAUAUGCACAACUCUUCUCCCUCAAAAUUCUGAAAACCAAGCAGUCAAUACCUUUAAGUAGAAUUUAAUUAUGCAAAGAGCUGAAUUUUAGCAGAGUGCCUUGUCCUCCUUCCCCAGAGGAAGACCAGACUGGCCUGGUGUGAACAGGCACAGCCGCAUUAGGACAGUAUUAAUGCACUGAAGUGUCUUCGGAGUUAGAAGUUCGAAUUUUUUAUUGUCUUUUAUCUUUUAUCUAUAUUGUGCUCUGUGCAAGAUCUUUUCUUACCAUUUGCACCUUUCUUUUAAUGUACCUGUUUUAAAAUUUUCAUUUUAUUUCCUUACAUUAACCUUAGUUUUCUAUUUUAAUCAAAUAUAUUUUACUUUAUUUUAAUACAUUGUUUUUUGUAACCAUUUCAUUUUUGGCAAAAACCUUCCCAAGGUGUUAGAUCUCAGGAUGACAAGGGUUAUUAUUCUUCUAUGCAAUCUUUAUUUUCAGUAAAACACUUUGCUUGUUUAUUAUUAUAUUAUUAUUAUUAUUAUUAUUAUUAUUAUUAUAU
Molecule: messenger RNA, 3193 nt
Organism: Electrophorus electricus (electric eel)
Lineage: Eukaryota; Metazoa; Chordata; Actinopteri; Gymnotiformes; Gymnotidae
Product: stimulated by retinoic acid gene 6 protein-like
Biological process (GO): vitamin A import into cell
Cellular component (GO): plasma membrane
Molecular function (GO): retinol transmembrane transporter activity; signaling receptor activity
Source: RefSeq, a predicted model, not a curated record